Sipha flava (yellow sugarcane aphid) is the source of this 2677-nucleotide messenger RNA. RefSeq names its product mannosyl-oligosaccharide alpha-1,2-mannosidase IA (gene alpha-Man-Ia). Lineage: Eukaryota; Metazoa; Arthropoda; Insecta; Hemiptera; Aphididae. Gene Ontology annotation, cellular component: Golgi membrane; endoplasmic reticulum. The transcript has 8 exons. The record is from RefSeq and is a predicted model, not a curated record. Bases 682 to 2553 code for a protein of 623 amino acids. Gene Ontology annotation, molecular function: mannosyl-oligosaccharide 1,2-alpha-mannosidase activity; calcium ion binding. Gene Ontology annotation, biological process: N-glycan processing; carbohydrate metabolic process.
UGAAAUAUAUAACCUCCGAUGGAUCUCGACAGUCGACCGUUAUCGCGCGCAGGUGAAAAAAUAUCGCGACGGACUGGUCGUUGUCGUAACUCGCCGUCCGUUGAUCGCUGAUAUGUCCGCGUAGAGCGUUGUUAUUGUUGUUGGCGGAAGAGAAAUCCGUGUCGAACCGAUGUGGCCUUAUGCGCUGCGCCACUACAACAAUAAUAUAAUAUUACGGUUUGUUACCGGACCGCCGCAGCAGCUGAGCAGUGCGCGUAGGACAGUAGCGGCGCGUUCAUUAGGUGAUCGUCGACGUUCCGUAGGCGCGAGAUAUCAUUAAUCCAUGCGUUUUUAUUUUUAUUUUCAUUUGCUCAUAAUCGCCGCUGUUAUUGUUCGGGACGGGUGAAACGAAAAUAAAAUACCGACAUAAUAAUAGUCACUCGUCAGUAUCAUUGCGUUGUUGAUAUUGCACGUAUUGGGGUCCGUUGCCGUGUGGUUUUCGUCGUCGUCCCGUCGCGGUUAGGAAAUAUAAGUGUUCUCGCGAAAAAUAUAAAAAAAAAAAAGUGAAAGAAUCGCACGCCCGCGUCCGCCGCAAUUGAUGCGUUGUCCGGCGUCCAACGAUGACUGCCGUCGUCGUUGUUACGUGAAAGUGCACGGUAAAUCUCGGUAGUGUUCCCGCAUUAGCAGCUCGCGCGAGGCGCCAUGACGAACCCCACGCUGAUGCUGCCUCAGUACCACAAGUACUUGAAUGGCGCGCCCGUGCCGUUUAGCCGGCGCACACGCAGGAACAGCGAACUGUGCCUGGUCGUGCUGGUCUUCGUGUCGCUUACCAUCAUCUGUUUCGGCGCCGUGUUCUACUUGCCCGAGUUCAAGGCGACGUACAGUGGUACUUUCAACACGGUGUACAAGCAGAUACAAAAUGCCGGACCCGAGCUGCUGCUGCCAGCCCGCGGCAACGCUGGGCAUGACGGCGUGCUGGAGGACCCGCAUGCAGCUUACGACAAAAGGGCCCUGUCGGCUAAGAUCGACGAGGACUACUCGGACAAGCGAAAGGUGUUGGAGAGGCCUGAUACAGAUUUUUCCGCCAUCAAGCGUAACGACCAGAACAGCAAUUUAAAUUCUGUAUCAUCGAUAAUUUACAACGCCGCCGACACCAGUCAAAGGUACGACAAUGAUGAGCUGAGUCAGAAACGAAAUAAAGUGAAAGAAAUGAUGAAGCAUGGUUGGGAUAAUUAUGUAAAAUAUGCAUGGGGUAAAAAUGAAUUAAAACCUGUAUCAAAACAAGAUCAUUCUGGAAGUGUAUUUGGAUCAGCAAAUAUGGGUGCAACUAUUGUGGAUUCAUUAGAUACUUUAUUAAUUAUGGGUUUAAAAGAUGAAUAUAAACUAGGAAGAGAUUGGGUUGCUAAUAAUUUUACUUUAGAAAAUGUGAAAAUAGAUAUAUCAGUUUUUGAAACAAAUAUUCGUUUUAUUGGUGGUUUUCUAACUUGUUAUGCUAUGACAGGUGAUACUAUUUUCCGAGAUAAAGCUGAGUACAUUGCAAAAAAACUAUUGCCUGCAUUUCAAACUCCUACUGGCAUUCCAUACUCACUAGUUAAUCUAAAAUCUGGUAACAGCAAAAAUUAUCUAUGGGCAAGUGGUGGUAGUAGUAUAUUAUCAGAAUUUGGUACUCUACAUUUAGAAUUUGUUUAUUUAUCUGACAUCACUGGCAAUGAUAUUUAUAGACAAAAAGUUGAACACAUUAGACAAUUUGUGAGAAGUCUUGAUCGACCUAAUGGGUUGUAUCCAAAUUUCUUAAACCCAAUAACUGGAAAAUGGGGACAACGUCAUAUAUCACUUGGAGGCCUUGGUGAUAGUUUUUAUGAAUAUUUAUUGAAAGCAUAUAUACAGUCUAAUGGCAAAGAUUUAGUUGCCCGUGACAUGUUUGAUGAUGCUAUGGCUAGUGUAAUGGAUAACUUAGUUCAAACUUCUUCUAGUGGGCUAACAUAUUUAGCUGACAUGCGUUUUGAUAGACUUGAACAUAAAAUGGACCAUUUAUCGUGUUUUGCAGGUGGAAUGUUUGCUCUGGCUGGUGAAACCCUUGGCAGUGAUUCAUCUAAACACUAUAGUGAACUUGGAGCUAGUUUAACAGAAACAUGUCAUACAGCUUAUGAUAAGACAGCUACAAAAUUAGGACCAGAGGCUUUUAGAUUUAAUGAUAAUUAUGAUGCCGUUGCCAUACGUGGCACUGAAAAAUAUAAUAUUCUUCGGCCUGAAACGGUCGAGUCAUAUUUUGUUUUAUGGCGAUUAACUCAUGAUAAUAAAUACCGAGAAUGGGGCUGGGAAGCCGUUCAAGCUUUUGAAAAACACUGCAGAGUAUCAGGUGGAUAUAGUGGAAUAAGAGAUGUUUACCAAAUAAAUUCAAUUAAAGAUGAUGUUCAGCAAAGUUACUUUUUUGCUGAAACUCUAAAAUAUCUAUAUCUAUUAUUCAGUGAUGACAAUCUUAUCCCAUUGGAUAAAUGGGUUUUUAAUUCAGAAGCACACCCACUUCCAGUUAAAGGACGUAACUCUCAGUAUCGAAUGUAUCAAUCUGAGUAAGUUUUAUAAUUGUUGUGAAUUAUAUACUCAGAAGGCCAAGUAUCAUUUGUUAAUUCAUUUUUAAUUAUAAAUCAACUUAUACUUAACAUUUAAAAUUCUAAAUUUAAGUUUUUUAAAAUUGUUU